Molecule: messenger RNA, 708 nt
Organism: Entelurus aequoreus (snake pipefish)
Lineage: Eukaryota; Metazoa; Chordata; Actinopteri; Syngnathiformes; Syngnathidae
Gene: rnf224
Product: ring finger protein 224
Exons: 3
Coding region: 130-639 (169 amino acids)
Source: RefSeq, a predicted model, not a curated record
GGAACACACCCGAGCAGGAAGUAGAAGGACACGGACGACGCCAUGGAAUAAAAGAAGAAAAACAAAAGGAAUGUUUCUUUUUAAGCGGCAUCCUUAAGCCCCGCCCUCAAAGAGUCAGCAGCGAGCAAAAUGUCUCGACUAAUAGAAGAGCAGCCACCCCCCGUUGCCGUGGAGACGGGCACGCCGCUGAAAAGGCAGGACCCGGUGUGCAUCGUGUGCUUCGGCAGCUACGACCUGGCCAAGCGGUUGCCACGGCGACUGCACUGCGGCCACACCUUCUGCCAGGCGUGUCUGAAGAGGCUGGACACGGUGGUCAACGAGCAGGUGUGGAUCCCGUGUCCUCAGUGUCGCCAGAACACGCCGUGUCCUCGAGGGGGCGCGUCAGGUCUGGACCUGGACUUGGCCUCCUUCCUGGCCAUCAAAGCGCGGCAGGCGGUUGGCUCCUCCUCCUCCUGGAGCGGCGAGAUGGCGGCCGGCGAGGCGGAGCAGGCCAAGAAGGUGUGGGCAGAAAAGGAGGCGGGAGCGGAGGGAUGGCCACAUGGCGGCCUGGCUGAGCCGCGCUUUCAUCGGCACGCCAACUGCUGCACGCUGCUCUCCCAUUGGCUGUGCCGCUGCUCCUGCUGCCUGAGGCGGAGCUAAACUAAAUAAGGGCGGUGACUAAUCCUUUAACAGCUGGCUGACCUUUGACCCCGCCGCCGACAAGAGAAA